Messenger RNA from Hydra vulgaris (swiftwater hydra), 450 nucleotides. RefSeq lists its product as uncharacterized. The record is from RefSeq and is a predicted model, not a curated record. NCBI's taxonomy places the organism in Eukaryota, Metazoa, Cnidaria, Hydrozoa, Anthoathecata, Hydridae.
AUGUGGAAUUUUCCGCAUGCUAUAGGUGCAAUAGAUGGCAAGCACAUUGUUAUGCAAGCUCCUCAUAAUGGUGGAUCAGAGUAUUUUAACUAUAAGAAAACGCAUAGCAUAGCUCUUCUAGCUGUUUGUAAUGCUAAAUACGAAUUUACUAUGGUAGACAUUGGUGACUCGGGAAGACAGAGUGAUGGUAGCGUUUUUAACAACUGCAGUCUUGGUUAUGCAAUUGAAAAUAAUAAAUUGAAUAUUCCUGAUCCCGAAUAUAUUGGUAAUUCAGAAAAGGUGUUACCGUACGUUUUAGUUGCUGACGAUGCUUUUGGUUUAAAAAGACACAUGAUGAAACCAUACCCUAAUCAAAACAUUCCUUUAGAUCAAAAAAUAUUCAACUACAGACUUUCAAGAGCCAGAAGGGUAAUAGAAAAUACAUUUGGUAUUGCUACAACACGCUUUUGA